AUGAGGCGGCAAGGAGGAGGCGGCAAGGAGGAGGCGGCAAGGAGGAGGCGGCAAGGAGGAGGCGGCAAGGAGGAGGCGGCAAGGAGGAGGCGGCAAGGAGGAGGCGGCAAGGAGGAGGCGGCAAGGAGGAGGCGGCAAGGAGGAGGCGGCAAGGAGGAGGCGGCAAGGAGGAGGCGGCAAGGAGGAGGCGGCAAGGAGGAGGCGGCAAGGAGGAGGCGGCAAGGAGGAGGCGGCAAGGAGGAGGCGGCAAGGAGGAGGCGGCAAGGAGGAGGCGGCAAGGAGGAGGCGGCAAGGAGGAGGCGGCAAGGAGGAGGCGGCAAGGAGGAGGCGGCAAGGAGGAGGCGGCAAGGAGGAGGCGGCAAGGAGGAGGCGGCAAGGAGGAGGCGGCAAGGAGGAGGCGGCAAGGAGGAGGCGGCAAGGAGGAGGCGGCAAGGAGGAGGCGGCAAGGAGGAGGCGGCAAGGAGGAGGCGGCAAGGAGGAGGCGGCAAGGAGGAGGCGGCAAGGAGGAGGCGGCAAGGAGGAGGCGGCAAGGAGGAGGCGGCAAGGAGGAGGCGGCAAGGAGGAGGCGGCAAGGAGGAGGCGGCAAGGAGGAGGCGGCAAGGAGGAGGCGGCAAGGAGGAGGCGGCAAGGAGGAGGCGGCAAGGAGGAGGCGGCAAGGAGGAGGCGGCAAGGAGGAGGCGGCAAGGAGGAGGCGGCAAGGAGGAGGCGGCAAGGAGGAGGCGGCAAGGAGGAGGCGGCAAGGAGGAGGCGGCAAGGAGGAGGCGGCAAGGAGGAGGCGGCAAGGAGGAGGAGGCAAGGAGGAGGCGGCAAGGAGGAGGCGGCAAGGAGGAGGCGGCAAGGAGGAGGCGGCAAGGAGGAGGCGGCAAGGAGGAGGCGGCAAGGAGGAGGCGGCAAGGAGGAGGCGGCAAGGAGGAGGCGGCAAGGAGGAGGCGGCAAGGAGGAGGCGGCAAGGAGGAGGCGGCAAGGAGGAGGCGGCAAGGAGGAGGCGGCAAGGAGGAGGCGGCAAGGAGGAGGCGGCAAGGAGGAGGCGGCAAGGAGGAGGCGGCAAGGAGGAGGCGGCAAGGAGGAGGCGGCAAGGAGGAGGCGGCAAGGAGGAGGCGGCAAGGAGGAGGCGGCAAGGAGGAGGCGGCAAGGAGGAGGCGGCAAGGAGGAGGCGGCAAGGAGGAGGAGGCAAGGAGGAGGCGGCAAGGAGGAGGCGGCAAGGAGGAGGCGGCAAGGAGGAGGAGGCAAGGAGGAGGAGGCAAGGAGGAGGAGGCAAGGAGAAGGAGGCAAGGAGAAGGAGGCAAGGAGAAGGAGGCAAGGAGAAGGAGGCAAGGAGAAGGAGGCAAGGAGAAGGAGGCAAGGAGAAGGAGGCAAGGAGAAGGAGGCAAGGAGAAGGAGGCAAGGAGAAGGAGGCAAGGAGAAGGAGGCAAGGAGAAGGAGGCAAGGAGAAGGAGGCAAGGAGAAGGAGGCAAGGAGAAGGAGGCAAGGAGAAGGAGGCAAGGAGAAGGAGGCAAGGAGAAGGAGGCAAGGAGAAGGAGGCAAGGAGAAGGAGGCAAGGAGAAGGAGCCAAGGAGAAGGAGCCAAGGAGAAGGAGCCAAGGAGAAGGAGCCAAGGAGAAGGAGCCAAGGAGAAGGAGGCAAGGAGAAGGAGGCAAGGAGAAGGAGGCAAGGAGAAGGAGGCAAGGAGAAGGAGGCAAGGAGAAGGAGGCAAGGAGAAGGAGGCAAGGAGAAGGAGGCAAGGAGAAGGAGGCAAGGAGAAGGAGGCAAGGAGAAGGAGGCAAGGAGAAGGAGGCAAGGAGAAGGAGGCAAGGAGAAGGAGGCAAGGAGAAGGAGGCAAGGAGAAGGAGGCAAGGAGAAGGAGGCAAGGAGAAGGAGGCAAGGAGAAGGAGGCAAGGAGAAGGAGGCAAGGAGAAGGAGGCAAGGAGAAGGAGGCAAGGAGAAGGAGGCAAGGAGAAGGAGGCAAGGAGAAGGAGGCAAGGAGAAGGAGGCAAGGAGAAGGAGGCAAGGAGAAGGAGGCAAGGAGAAGGAGGCAAGGAGAAGGAGGCAAGGAGAAGGAGGCAAGGAGAAGGAGGCAAGGAGAAGGAGGCAAGGAGAAGGAGGCAAGGAGAAGGAGGCAAGGAGAAGGAGGCAAGGAGAAGGAGGCAAGGAGAAGGAGGCAAGGAGAAGGAGGCAAGGAGAAGGAGGCAAGGAGAAGGAGGCAAGGAGAAGGAGGCAAGGAGAAGGAGGCAAGGAGAAGGAGGCAAGGAGAAGGAGGCAAGGAGAAGGAGGAAGUGAAAGAAUAGAGGAGUAA
Schistocerca americana (American grasshopper) is the source of this 2271-nucleotide messenger RNA. RefSeq names its product ribosome-binding protein 1-like. The transcript has 3 exons. The record is from RefSeq and is a predicted model, not a curated record. Lineage: Eukaryota; Metazoa; Arthropoda; Insecta; Orthoptera; Acrididae. Bases 1 to 2271 code for a protein of 756 amino acids.